Molecule: messenger RNA, 783 nt
Organism: Nicotiana tabacum (common tobacco)
Lineage: Eukaryota; Viridiplantae; Streptophyta; Magnoliopsida; Solanales; Solanaceae
Source: RefSeq, a predicted model, not a curated record
AUGGGAGCUUGGAGGAGUUAUGAGGACGCAAACUCUAUGUGGUCAACGACGACGGACUGUAUAAGAAAGGCGGCGAGAGAGGUGUUAGGGGUAUCUUCGGGUUGCUCCGGUGGUCACAAAGGAGACUGGUGGUGGAAUGAAGUUGUCCAAGGAAAAGUGGAAGCGAAGAAGGUAGCAUACAUGCAGUUAGUAGGUAACACUAGCGGGGAGGAAAGGAGGAUGAACAGAGAGAGGUAUAAGGUAGCUAGGAAGGAGGCGAAGCUGGUAGUCAUGGAGGCAAAGACAAUGGCUUUUGCUCGCCUGUAUAAGGAACCGGUGGACAAAGGCGGGGAGAAAAAGUUAUUCCGACUAGCUAAGGCAAGGGAGAGUAGGGCUAGGGAUCUAGACCAAGUGAGGUGCAUCAAACACGAGGACGGCAGAGUUUUGAUGGGGGAUGACCAGAUUAAGAGGAGGUGGCAGACCUACUUUUAUAAACUUCUAAAUAAAGAAAGGGAUCAGGAUAUUGUGCUCGGUGAAGUGGGAAAUGCCGACAAUCUCCAUGACUUUAGUUAUAGGCACAUUAAGGUCGAGGAAGUAAUGGAGGCAAUGCGUAAGAUGAGUAGGGGCAGAGCAACCGGACCAGACGAAAUUCUGUUCGGGUUCAUGCCGGGGCAUUCUACCACAAAAGCUAUCCACCUUAUUAGGAGGACGGUGGAACAGUACAAGGAUAGGAAGAAAGAUCUCCACAUGGUAUUUAUUGAUCUGGAGAAAGCGUACGAUAAGGUUCCUAGGGAGGCUCUAUAA